UCUCCAUCCCCACUUCCUCAAGUGCUCUCUUCCCUUCUUCGCUUCCGAAGAAACCCUCACCAUGUCGCUCGGCAAAGGGUAUAGCGCUCGCGUCGCCUCCAAUGCCUACCUCGUAGGCACCUUCGCAUGUAUUGGUGGAGGCCUCUUCGGUCUGGACAUUGCGUCCAUGUCCGGAGUGCUCAACAACCAGGCCUACUUCGAAGUUUUCGACCACCCCGGCUCCAAUGCCCAGGGUGCCAUUGUCGCGGCCAUGCCUGCCGGCUCGCUCAUCGGUGCCCUCACCGUGACCAAGCUCGCCGACGCGAUCGGUCGUAAGAAGACCAUUCUUCUCGCUGGUCUCGUCUGGGUUGUCGGCUCCAUCCUUCAGAGCGCCGCUCAAGAGCGCGGUAUGCUCGUCGCCGGUCGUAUCAUCAACGGUUUCUCCGUCGGUCUCUAUUCCGCCACCGUCCCCGUCUACCAGUCCGAGGUCACCCACCCGGCGCUCCGUGGUCGCUUCGUCUCCUUCCAGCAGUGGGCCAUCACCUGGGGUAUCAUGUUGCAGUACUUUGUCCAAUUCGGCUGCUCCUACAUCGCCGGCGAGGCCUCCUUCCGUAUUCCAUGGGGUCUCCAACUCGUCCCUGCCCUCGUCCUCACCCUCGGCAUGCUCUACUUCCCCGAGUCGCCCCGUUGGCUCAUCGACCGCGGCGAGGACGACCAGGCGCUCCAGAUUCUCGCUGACCUCCACGGUGGAGGCAACACCAACGACGAGCUCGUCCUGCUCGAGUGGGAGGAGAUCAAGCAGCAGGUCACCUUCGAGCGCACCGAGGGCGCCAAGUCCUACCUCGAUCUGCUCAAGCCUGGUAUCCGCCGCCGUGUCUUCCUUGGUGCCUCGAUGCAGAUGUGGUCUCAGCUUUCCGGCAUGAACGUCAUGAUGUACUACAUUAUCUACGUCUUCGAGGGCGCUGGUCUCACCGGUACCCGUGGUAACCUCAUUGCCGACUCCGUCCAGUAUGUCCUCAACGUGCUCUUCACGAUCCCCGCCAUCAUCUACAUUGACCGCUGGGGCCGUCGUCCUCUCAUCAUCAUUGGCACAUUCCUCAUGGGCUUCUUCCUCUCCCUCGUCGGUGGUCUCCAGGGCGGCUUCGGAGAGUGGGGCAAUGUCGACGGCUCGCGUGUCUGGGUCAUCAACGGCCACGAGGGUGUCACCAAGGGUGUUAUCGUCUGCUCGUACCUCUUCGUCUGCUCGUUCGCCAUCACGCUCGGCCCCGUCUCGUGGACGUACCCCGCCGAGAUCUUCCCGAUGCGCGUGCGCGGCAAGGCCGUGGCCGUCUCGACCGCGGUCAACUGGCUGUUCAACUUCGCGCUCGCGUGGGCUGUGCCGCCCGCUCUGGCUGCGAUCGGGUGGAAGACGUACUUGAUCUUCGCGGCGUUCAACUUCGCUGCGUGCAUCCAGUUCUUCUUCAUGUUCCCCGAGACGGCGCAGCGCACGCUCGAGGAGGUUGAGGAGAUCUUUGCGCAGGGCCACAUGUUCCAGGCCUGGAAGAUCGGCCGCGACGUCGGCAAGAAGAACCUCGCGCAGGUCCAGAACGAGAACGCGGAGCUCAACGAGAAGCUCGGAGAGAAGGAGGGCUCGAUCGAGAAGGAUUCCGCAUAAGCUCCCCCGCUUUUUGGACCUUUUUCGCGUCUCCGUUUCCUUCUUCUCCUCCUCUUCUUCUUCUUCUCCUUGAUCGUGGGUUCUUGCGCCGGAAGGAAGGGUUCUUUCCGCCGCUGCUGUUGUUUUCGCUUCUUACCCGACUAUCUUAGUAUCCCUCCCCCUCCAAGGCUAGGCGCAUCUUAGUGUACACGUACUUCACGGCUGUGGUGUUGUGAGAAACACUCGCUGGACGUCUAUCCCUGUCUUCUUUGCGUAUUUGCCUUGUAAGCUAUGGACGACUGUAAUUCCAUACCACUUGGAAUGAAAAUCCAAAAAACUUCAUACCCCCUCC
This is a messenger RNA of Coniophora puteana RWD-64-598 SS2, 1964 nucleotides long. RefSeq names its product general substrate transporter. Gene Ontology annotation, molecular function: carbohydrate:proton symporter activity. Gene Ontology annotation, cellular component: membrane. Lineage: Eukaryota; Fungi; Basidiomycota; Agaricomycetes; Boletales; Coniophoraceae. The record is from RefSeq and is a predicted model, not a curated record. Bases 62 to 1633 code for a protein of 523 amino acids. Gene Ontology annotation, biological process: transmembrane transport; carbohydrate transport. The transcript has 4 exons.